AUGCCCGAAGCGCAUACGUCCGUAAAAAUAGAACGCCGAGUUGAUGCAGAGACAAAAACGACGGAGACACCGCGGACAGACUACGGCAGAGAGAGGACAGAGAGAGCAGAGCACCACCGCUUCGCUUCAUUUGUACAAACUUUUUUUAUUUCAAACAUCGACAUCAUGGCCAGUAGUUGUUGUGACAACAAUAAAAAAAGCCCUGAAAUGAAAUCAAGCUAUUUUAUAGGUAGACAUGACGAGAGAGAGAAAUUGAAAACAUUUCUGUGUGAAAGUGACCUACCUCUGAUUCAGAUCUACGGCCUUCCUUACGUCGGCAAAACACAACUUGUUAAAACUGCUCUCCAAGAAAUAAUCCUUGAGAUCUCGCCACAACCUCUCCAUUGGGAUUAUUUCUGCAUCAGUAACGACACUGAAUGGUCAACAAUCCAUGAAUCUUUGAACAAGUUCCUCUCCUCGUCCAAUGCUCCACCACCUCAUAUUUACGUUUUGGAUGAUUUCCAUAAACUAAGACCGAGUGCUUGGCCGUCGUUUCAACAAAUCUGUGAUACAGUCUUUAUUCGUUUCCCUUCUACCAGAAUAGUUUUAGUGGUUAGUGGUUGGAAAGCAUUCACUAUUACAGGCAUUGCUUAUGAGAAAUUGAAGCUUCAGCCCUUAAGUCUCGCUGAAUCAACGUCACUUUUCUGUCGCCGGUCUGGACUGGCUAUCUCGGAAGAGACUGAGGCCUGCGUGAAUUACUUAGUUGAGAGCUGCAAUUCCCUUCCUGGUCUUCUGGUACGCCUAUCUGAUCGCCUUGAGGAUUUGCUAAAGAUGAUGUCCCUCGAACAUAUUUGUCACUGUCUUAAUACAGCUGAUAAUUUUUACGAUUGUUUGACUUCUUCGAUGCCUCUGAGUCGAGAUGCAGCCAUUUUUGACUGUUUUGAAGAGUAUAUAACAAACUUGCCGCCUACCCAACAGCGUGCCUUGUCCAUUUUAUCAUGUUUUGAUGGCCACUUUGGCGUAGACGUUGCGACUAAAAUGAUCGAAACAGACAGACAAAGUACGUUUUAUAAUUUAGUGUCACUUGUGGAACAAAAAGUGAUUACUUCGGAUGUUGAUUUUAAGACGUUUCGAAUACAACGAAUUGCACGAGAUUUUGCCGACCAGCGGUUAAAGCACCUACGAUGCAACGACGUGAUUAAGCUCAAAUACAUUAAUAUAAUCGGUGAAGCGCUCGUAAAGGCUCAAGAUAUCUACAAUCGGGGCCUUCUAACUGAAGCCAUUGGUAUUAUCAACGAAAACUGGGAGAAUAUUGAAAGUCUGAUGCGUCAAGGUGUUCACCACUCAUCUGAUCAAAAUAUCUUCCCUGCGUAUUACCAAAUAGCCCUUCAAGCUGAAAGCGUUUUAUCAUCCUGCUACCCGAGGGCUGCAAAAGAUUUCUUUCGUGGAUGUUUGGAUAACUCUUAUCUGUUUGGGGACAGAGAAGAACAGGCCUUAAUGAAGGCGACAUAUGGACGUUCCAUCACCGCCUAUCCAGAUAUUGGAGGCUAUCAAGAAGCAAUGAAAUAUUAUCAAAUGGCCUUACCCGUUCUAAAAGCACGUGGCUUGAACUACAGAUGUUUACUACUCUACACGAGUAUGGGCUUUAAUUAUUACAUGCAAGGAAAGUACAAGAAAGCUAUCAAUGCAACUGAAAAAGGCUUCAAUUUAGAAGUAACUGACCGAUCGGAAAAUGAAGUACUACGCGCCAAAGUAACCUGUGCCUCAAUAUUAGCCUACAAUCUAGGUUUUGAAGGCCAAAUUGCUAGAGCCGAAUCACUGUUAUUGGAAAGCAUGAAAAGUCUGGGCGAUUCCGAACAUCCCACUAUGUCGGUCAUGCUGAAUUCUAUGGGAUUACUCGCCGAAAGAAACGGAAAUCAGGUAGAGAAAGCUCUCAAUUGGUACAUGGCAUCAUUGUCCAGGAGGCGGAAAAUAUCGUCCAUCAACCGAGAGAAAUUGGUGGUCAGUCUAUGCAAUGUUGCCAAAUUGUUGUCAAGACAUAAAGGAAAGCACGUUGCUGCUCUCCGAUUAUUAAUGGAAGCGAAGGCAAUCAGGGAAGAAUACGGUUGGAUUCAUCUAAAUUCGGCACUUAUUCAGCGCUAUAUUUCCGACGUAUACAAAAGACAAGGUAAAACCAAAGAAUCCAUUCCCUAUGCCGAAGAUGCCCUCAACAUCUACACAAGCAUCAACCCUGAUUAUUACGGAAUAACGGAACUCGUAGCUGACUUGGCCCACUCUUACAUUCUGAUAAAACAGCCCAAAACUGCUCUUUCAUGCUUCCAGAAAAUUUAUGAUAAGAAACACACAAUACUGGAAGAUCACUCGUCUGAAUGUUAUUUGUCUGGAGCAUUGGAACAUAUUGUUCGGCUAAACAUUGAUAUUUUACAUAUUCAAAAGUUUUAUACUGAAGAACUUCUUGCCGAAUUACGCCGAUUGUCUCAACUGCCUGAAAUUAGACGUUCAGUGAAGGCAAAGUAUCUACGACAUGUGGGCAGUUAUUCAUAUUCCCUGUUACUGAUGGAAAAUAAGAUUGGAAUGGCUGAAGACCACGCGGGGGUUCUGUUGGAGACUCUGCCCGGAACUUGUUACUACUGUGCUAAAUUUAUGAAACUCUCCGAGUGCACUCAGCAGGAAUACAUCAAUAUGAUAAACGGCCUUUAUGUGUCAGACCAUCUAGCAUAG
Messenger RNA from Acanthosepion pharaonis, 2700 nucleotides. NCBI's taxonomy places the organism in Eukaryota, Metazoa, Mollusca, Cephalopoda, Sepiida, Sepiidae. The record is from the annotation of a GenBank genome assembly.